GACAGAGCGUCCUAGAGAAAAGCCACCUAACCUAUUUUUUGGGCUGCAUGGGGAGAGUGGGCUGCUAGGGAUCCUGGCAGCCAGGGCCCCUCCCACCUGAAUCCAACCAUCUUCAGUCCUACUAGGGAUAGAAAAGUAUGGAUAAAGAAGAAUGAAGCCUUUUUGUAACAACCCGGGAGACCACUUUGGUCAGCAUCAUGCUUGUCCGUGACAAGGUGAUCUGAAAAACACGGCUUUGAACAACUCAAAUGAUACUGCUUUCCUAGUAGUAGAAGUAAACUACAUGUACAAAGCCAGUUAUAAACUAGCUCAAACUCUCAAAGGAGAGAAGCGGAAGAGAGAAAUUCUCCAUCUUAUCCAGGAAAGGUUUUGACAAGGAAAGAUGUGAAGAAAAGACAUUCUGUGUGUUGAGCACAGCACGAGCAAAAAGUGUGAAGGCUGGAAAAUACACAGCAUUUUUGGGGGAAUGACUAGACUGAGUAAAGAGUGUGAACAAUAAGACUGGAAAAGUAGAUUUGAGCUAUAAUAGAAGACUUUAGUGCUAUACAUUUAGUUGGUAGGCGAUGAAGAGUAAUAGAAAACUUUUUAUUUGAGGUAAAAAGAUGAGAAGAUAAUCAACAGCAGGUCUAUUGUGUGUGAAACAUUGUGCUAAACACUGGGAGAAGAUGGAAAUUAUUAUCCUGGUAUCAUCCUAGAGAGAGACACCUGAGGUUACAGAUGGUAUGUUUCUAAACUUGAAUGUAGAUUAUCAUUUAAGACUCUCUUCCAGCCACAGAACUUUGAGCUUCCUAAAUGAGUUCCUUGACAAGAUGAGAAAAGUGGGGAGAAUAUAUGGACAGCACCCAUCUUGCACGGUGCAGUAUAAAGUUGAAGAAACAUGGAUACCAACGAGAACCUGGUCAUCGGCACUGUUUGCACCAGCUUUGUCACCUUUCAGUUUCUGUUCCACUAUGGUAGUAUCUACAUGCCAUUCUUUGGUGGUUGGGAUUUUUGGCUUGUACAUUUUCUUAUUUGAUGAGGCUACUAUAGAUGAUCCACUUUGGGGUGAUCCGUCAGUUGUGAACGUGAAUAUUGCUAUUGCUUCAGGCUACCUCAUUUCUGAUUUGGUGAUUCUCAUUUGGUAUUGGAAAGUGAUUGGUGACAAGUUUUUUAUCAUUCACCAUUGUGCAGCGCUGUACGCAUACUUCUUUGUACUGAGAGAUGGAGUGCUGGCAUUCGUUGCGAAUUUUCGCCUGCUUGCAGAGCUUUCCAGCCCUUGUGUGAAUCAGCGAUGGUUCUUUGAAGCCCUGAAAUAUCCUAAGUUUUCCAAAGCCAAUGUCAUCAAUGGAAUACUCAUGACGGUGGUGUUCUUCAUCGUGCGGAUUGUCUCAAUACCUCCUUUGUAUAUCUUCAUGUAUUCCGUGUAUGGAACCGAACCCUACAGAAGGCUUGGGUUGUUAAUCCAAUGUUCCUGGAUCUCUUCCUGUGUUGUUUUGGAUGUGAUGAAUGUCAUGUGGAUGAUCAAAAUUUCAAAAGGGUGCAUCAAAGUCAUCUCUCUCAUCAGACAAGAGAAAGCCAGAAAUAAUCUUCAGAAUGGAAAACUUGACUAGCGGUGUGCUAUCGAUAAGCAAAACUUCAUUACUACCCAUCAUUUUAUCUACUGAUAGGAUGAAUUCUUGGCAUGUUUUUGUGCUUCUUUAUUAAUUAUAACUGUUAUUCAGGGUUUCGGUGUCUUGUUUUGUUUUUUUUUUUUUUUACCUUUAGUAAAGAGAAACUAAAAUUUAGUUUUCAUUCUAAGAUUUCUGCUUUUCUGCAUUAUUUAUAAGCAUGGAUAAAAUCUUAAAGGUUUGAAUAAAAAUUAUACAUAUAGUAGUGAAUCUUUCCAGAAAUCUCUUAACUUGCAUUGGUAUUUUUCUCUGUAGAAAGAGGACUAUGAUAAUUUGGUACACUUGGUUUUAUGUCACCAAUUUUGCUGGAAGAACGGGAACUGCUUUUAAAUCUGUAAAUAGCUCCUAACAUUUGUUGUCAAGCACUCUUUUCUUACUUUGGCUGCCAACACCUGUGUAGGGUUUAAUUCCUAAAUUGUUGACAUGUUCUUUUUCUUAGACUAUUUAAGAGUGAUAUAUUUUUCAUUUCUGAUAUGCAACCGUCAUUUACUAACGAUGAAAUAUUUUACCACUUGGGGAGUAUUUCAUUAGUUAGGCAUGGAAAAUACUUAAUAUUUUUCAGAUUUCACUUUCUUAUUUCUAUUUUUAGCAUCUUAUCAAAUUACUUCAUUUUUAUGUUAUAGUAAGGCUUCAGACAGAUCUUAUAGACUUCCCUAAGAGAUGAAUUUCUUCUAAAAAUGCAUAUUGAUAGAUCUGACUAUUUAGGGCCUAUGGCUAAUGGGAAGAAUCUUUAAGAAAAAAGCUUUAACACUAUUGUCCCUAUCUGCUUCCCUGGCAUUUUUCUGUGAAAAAUUUAUUAUUUCUAUUUGCAAAAUCUAUGAGUUCAGAACCCAACAUCAUCAGUACCAAAGUCUUAUGCAAUAUAUGUAUUUGUGCUCCUAAAAUAGGCCUCUUCUUGAUGAGAUCGAAACUACUACCAAAAAAAUCAGUAUUCAUAUUUUACUCACAAUUUACACCCAUGCUUGCUUAGUCAGCAUUUUGACUGCUUUGCAUUUCUAUCUUUCUUAAAUGACAGGAAGAAAAUAAGAGAAUUUAAUUCCAAGUAUUCUGAUUAUCAAAAUUAUUGAUUGUCUGGUUAUAUGAAGAUAUAUGACUGAUUUUGUGUGUGUGUGUGUGUUUGCUUUUACUUUGGUUCUUGCAAUCCAAAUAUAAACUUAUAUAUAAACAAAUUAUAUUUAUCUAUUUUUGCUUUUAUUUAUUUUUUCAAGUACUUGACUUUAAUGAUUGUUCUUACCGAAGGAAAAAAGAAGUUUAAUUCAACUGGUGGUGAAUACUUGAACUUAAUUGAACCCAAGUCAAAAGAUCUAACCUAUUCAGUUUCUCAGUUUGAAGGAGAAUGUUUGACUCACUUUCAGUGUUCAUGCUAUGUUGAUGAAGGAAGGCUAGCUAAAUAUAAUCAAGACCUUUUAUUUGAUUUGGUUUGAUUUGGUUUUCCGGUGCAGAUAGAACCCUGAUGAGUUUUAAAACAUUUAAAGAAGGGAAUUGAAAUUUCAAUAACUAAAUGAUGAGAUUUAUUGGCUUACACUAGGCACAUUUAUUUUUGAAAGAAUUAAAGUAAUGUAAAGUAGUUAUGUGCUUUUAAAAGUUAAUAUUACAUGGAUAAUUUGUUACUAAAUUUAUGCUGUCCACAUCAUAGGCACUUAAAUGUAUAUUGGUUGUCUAGAGGGGAUAGGAAAGCAAGUGAUUUUAUCUUGCUCUUUUGCAAGAAAAGUAGCUUUUUUAAAAAGGAAAACAUUUAUAUUAUAAAACUAUUUUGGAAAUUCAUUUGUUUGAAAGAAUAAAAACCUUGAAAAGAAAUAAACCUUGAAGUAAUAUUUUUGACUCUGGAUAUUUCUAUAGUUCUGAACACAGAUUUUAAACCCACCAUCAAAAUGAAGAUGAUAUAGAGCUAUGAUAUCAGUAAGUCUCGAUGUAGCAGUUUCAGUUUUUAUAGUUACUGUUUCAUGCUUAAAACUUCAUUUUUACUUUCAUUAGCAUUACCUUUCAUUGGUAUAGCUGCUACUAAAUUAGUAUACUUAAAAUAUUAAAGUUCUGAAGUGAGAUUUUUUUAUUCCCUUAGCAAUGUGAACUUUAUGCUAGCUGCAUGACAGUUAAUUCAACAUCAAGAUUCAAUAUCCAAAAGUGGGUUCUAUAUAUUUCCUUAUACAACAGACAUAAAAUGGAAAUGCUACUACAAACUGCCAUGCUACUUUAAGUCUGACCUUUACAGGAGAUAUACUUUGCUGUUCUGUGAUUGUAUCCACCUACCUAAAAUACAUAUAAGGACAGAACAUAUCAUUUAUUAAACGAUGAAUUUUUCAUUUAUUAAAUGACAAACUUUUGCUAGACAUUUUAGAUAUUAAGUAUUUUGACUACAUGGAUUAAUGUAAAUGAUUCUAUUAGGCAUUCUGGUAUUUAACAACUCUAUUAAAAUAUUUAUAGAAAAUAAAAGCAAAUUGGUAUAAAUUUUUAAGCAAUUCUAUUUUUGUAGAAAAGAUUAGUGACAACCUGUAAUUAUAAAGAUGUUCUUCGAAUGUGUAGUAUUCUAGAAAAUAAAAGUUCUCGUGAAACUUAAAAAGGAAUGAAAAUCAGCUUAUAGCAUGCAAGAUCAUAGAUCCUGCAUUGAAUUUUUAUUUGUAAGACUGUAAAAAUUAAGAGUUUUAGUUUAUAGAAUUUGCAUUCUUAUGUCUAAAAUCUUUUAAAGGAUUAGUAGCAUUUAUUUAAAACUCAAAAUGGCGUUAUCCCUAUAGUAAGUUGAAAUUAAAUUUUCUGUUUGAUUUCGUUAUUCCAUGGACUAACAAUACGUUAAGAAAAAUAAUAAGUUAUGUUGUUAUCAUCCCUAUCAGUGACUCUGAUAUAUUAUGGAUGACCUAGGACUGCCUUAAAGGUCUAAUUUAAAAAACUGUCUAGUUUAUAGAUAUUUGAAUCAGAUACUUUUCUAAAUUUUAAUAAUUUGACUCAAAUCAAAUUUUUACUAAGUGUUAGUAUUUAAAUUGUAUACUUUCCUUGAGGCACAUUGGGCAUUUGGAGAACAGUCCUUUACUGGUGUGAAGAGUAAGCUUUGCUGUGGGUUGCACCAUGAGUGUCAUCUAUCAUGCAUUCAGAAACAUUGUUAAUGGAGAUAUGGAGGGGAAAGUAUUGUAAUGUGCAUGUUUCUGUGUCAUUUUUAAGUGAAAUAAACAUUCAAAAAUUCAA
This is a messenger RNA of Microcebus murinus (gray mouse lemur), 4820 nucleotides long. The record is from RefSeq and is a predicted model, not a curated record. NCBI's taxonomy places the organism in Eukaryota, Metazoa, Chordata, Mammalia, Primates, Cheirogaleidae.